ACACUUACAACACACUUUUUCUAAAAACUUGUUUGUACUUGCAGUCAUUCUUGGUGUCUCCAAAGCAUAAUGGCUGAAAUCGUCCUCAUCAUCCUUAGCCCUGUCAUAGGGGCUGCAAUUCCCAAAGCAAUUUCACUUGCUACUUCCCUUGUUGGUGUGCAAAUUAGCCAAGCAGUGGGUAACAGCGUGUCAACGGUAAGAAGGAAUUCUGUUAGUAUCAAGGUUUUGAAAACCGGACCGGACCGGCCGGUUGAACCGGUCGGACCGGUACCCGGUCAUGAAAACGGUUCGGUUCACAUAAGAAAAUCGUUUGAGGUCAAAACCGGUCAAAAACCGAUAAAACCGGUAAAAACCAGUUAAAAACCGAUAAAACCAGUAAAAACCGAUAGAACCAGUGGAACCAGAAAAACCACCGGUUCAAUUUCUCAUGCAAUCUUCUUUCAAUUUUUUCCAAUUUCACCCUUCCCAUUCCUUUCUUAUACCCAUUUUAACCUUUAACUUUAACAAAAUUACAAAAUUAUCAACACCAAAUAAAAAAAUCAAUGCCUA
Messenger RNA from Rubroshorea leprosula, 549 nucleotides. NCBI's taxonomy places the organism in Eukaryota, Viridiplantae, Streptophyta, Magnoliopsida, Malvales, Dipterocarpaceae. The record is from the annotation of a GenBank genome assembly.